CUAUACGUUUUUCUUCCUUCAAUUGAGAAAUUCAGAGCUUCAAUCAGAAUUCUAGCACCUUCCUUAGCUAAGCUCUCUCCUCUUGUCCUCACUCCGUCUCCAACUUCCUCUUUUACUUUGCCGGCCAAAGAUGGUUCCUUUGGCCCGGGCUCUGGCGGUUUCCUACCCCGCCGGACGCCCCUGCAUCAAUUCUCACGCACCUCCUCGCCGCUGGAGCUCCGGCUGGUUAAUUACUCGGCCGGAUCCCAAUUCGAGCUUGAAAUGGCGAUCCAAGGCGGCGGAAUCCGAUAAUACUCCUCCUCCUCCUCUGCCUUACACUUUCGCCGCUUCCGUUGACGCCGCCGACUCUGCUGCUGCUGGAUUUUGCAUCAUAGAAGGGCCGGAGACGGUGCAGAAGGAAUUGCAACAAAUUCAGGCCAACAUUCGGAGCCGGAGGAACAGAAUCUUUCUGCAUAUAGAGGAGGUUCGACGUUUGAGGAUACAACAGAGUAUAAAGAGCGCAGAACUUGGAAUCUCAGACGGAGAACCAGAGACCGACCUCCUUGAUUUCCCUUCUUCCAUACCCUUCUUGCCUCCUCUGGUUGCAGGAAUAUCGAGAACUAAGAACACGUCACCUAAGAUUGUUUCACUUCCACCUAGUCACCAGAGUACAAUCCAGCAGCUAAGAACAUAUGAGAAUAAUAAAGAUAACAAGAGUGAGUUGGACGGUUGGAGAUUGGUCUACCUAGACACCAGAGAACAAUAAUGUAAAGUGAUAUCAAUUUCUCGCAAAACGUUAAUAAUGUCAUUAGAAGUCAUUGUACGAGGUCAUGAUUGACUAGCUAUGAACAUGAUGUGGAAAUGUGAAUCGUUAAUAAAUAUGCUCUAAAUCAAUGAUAAUGAUACUUAAAUCAUUAAUAAUGAUGUGGUAUCUUUAAUAAUUUAUUCAUAAGCGCUGAUGAUGGAAAUAUAAAUUAGUAAUAAUUUAUCCAAAAUUAUUAAUAAUGUGAUUGUAAAGAAUUGAUAAGUAUACUGAAAUUUUAAUAGUGAUGGGUUGAUGAUGAAAUUGUUAAUUUUUCAUAUCAUAAGAGUUGAUGACGAAAAUGUCAACAUUUUUGUGCCUCCUAUUAAUACUAUACUAUUAUUAACCUAUGUAACAUAAUUAUCAACUAAGUUGAACGAACAUCAAAGUUCAGAGUAUUAACAUUUUUUUUGCAGCCUGUUAAUAUUCUAAUAUACUAUUAUUAACGUUCAAUCAUAAACCUAUUAAUAAUAUUAUUUAAGAGAAUCAACUUAAUGCAACUCAUCAUUAACAAUAAAAAGGGGUCCUUAAGGGCCGCUUUAUUAACAAAAACUCAUUUUUUCCAACGUAAGAUCUUAUACUAUUAACGUUUUUCAACCAUAAGAGUUUAUAAUAGUAAUGUUUUUCUGAGCCUCCUAUUAAAUAUAAUAUAUGAUUAUUAACCUAUGCAACAUAUCUUUAAUGAAGUUCAACGAUCAUAAGAGUUUAGGCCAUUAACGUUUUUUUCUUCUUAUUAAUAUUAUAAUAUACUAUUAUUAACGUUCAAACAUAGACUUGUUAAUAAUGUUAUGGAAGGGAAUCAACUUUAUGAAACUCACCAUUAGUAAUAAAAAAGUGUUGUUAAGUACCACAUUAUUAACAAAAACUAGUCUUUAUAACGUCAACCAUGCAAAAUGAAGCAACGACAUAAACCUACAACAAAGAUGUUUCGUAUCACGAACAGUGGAGAAUUUUCCGUAUUAACAAAUUUUCGAGAAGAUUAAAGGGAACGCCGCCAGCCACAAGCCUCCAUCCGACCGAUACCUCCUCACCUGUAGGCGUCGUCGGGAAAAAGGUUACACCGCCGCUGAUAUGGCAGGAUCAAUGGUGCUAAUAUGGUGCCGGGAUGGCGGCGAGAUGGCGGUGACAUUGUUGCCUUUGGCGAUGAAAGUACUAGCAGGCGUUGGCACGAUCGCCGAUCGGGGGACCGCCUGCGGGUGCCGAUGGGAGGUUGGUUGCAAGAUGGUGAAACGGUUGUCGACGACAGAUGAGAGGAGAGAAUAAUCUUAGGUUUUUUAU
Molecule: messenger RNA, 2059 nt
Organism: Linum trigynum
Lineage: Eukaryota; Viridiplantae; Streptophyta; Magnoliopsida; Malpighiales; Linaceae
Source: the annotation of a GenBank genome assembly